CGCUGGUAUUCUCAGUGUUUUAACAAUACCGCCUUUGAGCUUCUCCGGUGCAAGAAGAGUUGAUCUGGUUUGGAGGUGAUGAAUGUUCCUGGCUGGGUGCAUGACUCCCUGCGUUGCUCCGAGUCAGGCUGAUGCUUGUUGAUAAAGGCCAGAAGGGCUUUGUCUGACUUAACACUUGCGACAUUUCAGUCUUUUACAUCGUGAAGUUCAGCGUGUUAAAUGAGACUGUUAGACUAAAGGAAUCAGCUGCUAUAUUUCAUCCACGGUAUGUAAGGGACCAAUUUAAUUGAGCGGUCAUGAGUUUGGAUGCGUAAAUGCUCUCAGUGACAGGCAGAGUCUGGAGAUCCGGGAGCGCAGCACCUGAGGAGGAGAGAAGCGGCCGACAGCAGCGCACAGUGACCGGCUUCCAGGUGGACAGGUGGAGGACCGCGGGAAGAGAGCACGAGACACACUCACAGACAGCAUCCAAGAUGGCAUUAGCCAGAGAUCCAGGGGCAGGCCAGGAGCAGAGGGACGCAGCGGACCAAAACUUUGACUACAUGUUCAAGCUGCUGAUUAUCGGCAACAGCAGCGUGGGAAAGACCUCCUUCUUGUUCCGCUAUGCAGAUGACUCCUUCACUUCAGCAUUCGUCAGCACAGUGGGAAUUGACUUCAAAGUCAAGACCAUUUACAGGAACGACAAGAGGGUCAAGCUGCAGAUCUGGGACACAGCAGGUCAGGAGCGCUACCGGACCAUCACCACAGCUUACUACAGAGGAGCCAUGGGAUUCCUCCUCAUGUAUGACAUCACAAGCCAGGAGUCGUUCAACGCCGUACAGGACUGGGCAACCCAGAUCAAGACGUACUCGUGGGACAACGCUCAGGUAGUGCUGGUAGGCAAUAAACUGGACUUGGAGGAAGACAGGCAGGUCCCUGCUGAGGCUGCCCAAAGACUGGCUACAGAGCUAGGCUUCCAGUUCUUCGAGGCCAGUGCCAAAGACAACAUCAACGUGAAGCAGGUCUUUGACAAGCUGGUGGACGUCAUCUGUGAGAAGAUGAACGAGACGGUCAACGGUGAUGUCAGUCUAUCGGCCAAUAACAAGGGAGCUAACCUGAAGGACGCGCCCCCCAACAACCAGAGUGGCUGCGCAUGCUGAUCGUUGAUGGUGGAAACUCAUAGAGUGUUGGUUUCAUGAUCAAGUGAAUUACCAAAAAUUGAUUAUUGUGAAUGUAUUUUACCAUAUGUUGCUGCAACACUAUGCUUGACUUUCUUUUUCUUUCCAUUUGAUCUUUUCUCAACUUGGUAGCGUCUUCAGCACUUCCUCAUAAUUUGAACGUGACUGUUACACUAAGAUGCCAAAGAGCUGCUUUGAUCAGUUUGGCCUUUUGCUUUAUUAUUUCCUGUUUACACAGUCGUUUGUGAACAGCACCUGUUGCAGGCAAGAAUGAGAAUGAAUGAACCAGAUCAGCAGUGAGUGGAGGAUCACUGUGAUCUACUUGUGUCAUGCUGCCCCCUUGUGGGUGUUUUUCUGAAACUGCAUCACUGUGACUUGUUGACAAACACUGUGUAUCCUGAGAACUACUGGCCCUGUGUGAUCCUGCUGAGGAAGACUGCUCACUAGCUGCUCAGUACAAAGUCAAACAUACCUGAAGGUGCUGUGUCAUUCCAGGGGUUUGUGCGUAGUACAGACUUGUUAUUACUGUUUUGAAGGGAUAUUCUGAUCUGCUUUUAAUUUAUGGUUUUGUUUUUGUUUUUGUAUUAUAAUGGCAGUCCAAUAUUUCCUUUGCCAGGUUUCAAAUGUGGUCCUUCUAAAGAUUGAGAUUAAAAGAUAUGGAGCUUUAAA
Messenger RNA from Thunnus maccoyii (southern bluefin tuna), 1823 nucleotides. RefSeq names its product RAB3D, member RAS oncogene family, a (gene rab3da). The record is from RefSeq and is a predicted model, not a curated record. Gene Ontology annotation, molecular function: GTP binding; GTPase activity. Bases 315 to 1136 code for a protein of 273 amino acids. NCBI's taxonomy places the organism in Eukaryota, Metazoa, Chordata, Actinopteri, Scombriformes, Scombridae. Gene Ontology annotation, biological process: protein secretion; regulation of exocytosis; protein localization to plasma membrane. The transcript is spliced from 6 exons. Gene Ontology annotation, cellular component: synaptic vesicle; plasma membrane; endosome.